This is a messenger RNA of Choloepus didactylus (southern two-toed sloth), 7032 nucleotides long. RefSeq names its product ASXL transcriptional regulator 1 (gene ASXL1). Gene Ontology annotation, cellular component: PR-DUB complex. Gene Ontology annotation, molecular function: chromatin binding; DNA binding; peroxisome proliferator activated receptor binding. Bases 461 to 5053 code for a protein of 1530 amino acids. Gene Ontology annotation, biological process: animal organ morphogenesis; positive regulation of transcription by RNA polymerase II. The transcript is spliced from 13 exons. Lineage: Eukaryota; Metazoa; Chordata; Mammalia; Pilosa; Megalonychidae. The record is from RefSeq and is a predicted model, not a curated record.
UCCUCACUCUUCACACACACUCACACCCACCCACGGCAGACACGCACGCACCCGGGCACCGGAGGAAAAGCUGCGUCUCGCCUUCCCGCCCGUCCUGUCUCCCUCCCUCAGCAGAGCGGGAAAGAGGAGGACCGAGCCGUGACCUCUGACCCGUGGUUAUGCGGAGCCGCCACAUUCCUUAGCGAUCGCGGGGCUGCCGCCGCCGCCGCCGUGGGCGACUGACGCAGCGCGGGCGCGUGGAGCCGCCGCCGCCCCUCCCCCACCGCCGCCCUCGCGCCGGGUCUCGCGCCAGCCGGUGCCCCAGCGCCCGCCCUCUCUCCCCGGCCGCACCCGAGUCCUCUCGAGUCGCCGCCGCCACGCGCCCCGCCGCCGCCGCCCGCCCCAGCCCCGCGUCGCCGCCGCCCCAGCCCGCCCCGCCCGGAGGUCCCGCGUGGAGCCGCCACCGCCGGGGAGGAGGAGGAUGAAGGACAAACAGAAGAGGAAGAAGGAGCGCACGUGGGCUGAGGCCGCGCGUCUGGUAUUAGAAAACUACUCGGAUGCUCCAAUGACACCAAAACAGAUUCUGCAGGUCAUAGAGGCAGAAGGACUAAAGGAAAUGAGAAGUGGUACAUCACCUCUUGCAUGCCUCAAUGCCAUGCUACAUUCCAAUUCAAGAGGAGGAGAGGGGCUGUUUUAUAAAUUGCCUGGUCGAAUAAGCCUUUUCACACUCAAGAAGGAUGCCCUGCAGUGGUCUCGCAAUCCAGCUGCGGUGGAAGGAGAGGAGCCAGAGGACUCAGCCGAUGUGGAGAGUUGUGGGUCUAAUGAAGCCAGCACUGUGAGUGGUGAAAAUGAUGUAUCUCCUGAUGAAACAUCUUCAAAUGCAUCCUGUUCUACAGAAUCUCAGAGUCGGCCUCUUUCUAAUCCCAGGGACAGUUACAGAGUUUCCUCGCAGGCGAAUAAGCAAAAGAAAAAGGCUGGGGUGAUGCUGCCUCGAGUUGUCUUGACUCCUCUGAAGGUAAACGGGGCCCACGUGGAAUCUGCAUCAGGGUUCUCAGGCCGCCACGCCGAUGGCGAGAGUGGCAGCCCAUCCAGCAGCAGCAGUGGCUCUCUGGCCCUGGGCAGCACUGCAAUUCGUGGCCAGGCUGAGGUCACCCGGGACCCUGCCCCGCUCCUGAGAGGCUUCCGGAAGCCAGCCACAGGUCAGAUGAAGCGCAACAGAGGGGAAGAGAUAGAUUUUGAGACGCCUGGGUCCAUUCUUGUUAAUACCAACCUCCGUGCCCUGAUAAACUCGCGGACCUUCCAUGCCCUGCCAUCACACUUUCAGCAGCAGCUUCUCUUCCUCCUACCUGAAGUGGACAGACAGGUGGGCACAGAUGGCCUGUUGCGUCUCAGUAGCAGUGCACUGAGUAAUGAGUUCUUCACUCAUGCGGCUCAGAGCUGGCGGGAACGCUUGGCUGAUGGUGAAUUCACCCAUGAGAUGCAAGUCAGAAUACGACAGGAAAUGGAGAAGGAAAAGAAGGUAGAACACUGGAAAGAAAAGUUCUUUGAAGACUACUAUGGACAGCGGUUGGGUUUGACUAAAGAAGAGUCGUUGCAGCAGAACACAGGCCAGGAGGAAACUGAAAUCAAGAGUAGCUUAUGUGUCCCAGGAGAAUCAACACGGCCACAGCGUGGUCCAGCCACCCGGCAGCGGGAUGGGCAUUUCAAGAAACGCUCUCGGCCAGAUCUCCGAACCAGAGCCAGAAGGAAUCUGUACAAAAAACAGGAGCCAGAACAAGCAAGGGUUACUAAGGAUACAAAAUCUGUGGCACCGGACAACUCCCUCUACAAGGAUGGGGAGGCAAAGGCCGAUUCAGCGGGGGUAAGCAGUCCCCACCUGCCAAGUGUAUCCUCCACAGCACCCGAACCAGAGGGUCCCGAAUUCCCUGUGGAACCUUUGGCUUCCCGGAUCCAGACCGAGCCAGACGACUUGGCAUGUGCCUCUGCGUCUCCAGACAGAAUUCCCAGCUUGCCUCAGGAGACCGUGGAUCAGGAGCCCAAGGAUCAAAAGAGGAAAUCCUUUGAGCAGGCGGCCUCUGCAUCCUUUCCCGAAAAGAAGCCCCGGCUGGAAGAUCGUCAGUCCUUUCGUAACACAAUUGAAAGUGUUCACACCGAAAAGCCACAGCCCACUAAAGAGGAGCCCAAAGUACCGCCCAUCCGGAUUCAACUUUCACGUAUCAAACCACCCUGGGUGGUUAAAGGUCAGCCCACUUACCAGAUAUGCCCCCGGAUCGUCCCCAUCAUGGACUCCUCCAGCCGGGGUCGGACUGGUGCCAGGACCCUUGCAGACAUUAAAGCCCGUGCUGUGCAGGCCCGAGCCCAGCGAGAAGCGGCCACCACUGCCAUCGGAGGGGGGGGUGGCCCGGGUGGAGGUGGCGGCGGGACCACCGAUGAGGGAGGUGGCAGAGGCAGCAGCAGUGGUGAUGGUGGUGAGGCCUAUGGCUACCCCGAGCCCAGGGGAGCCCCAAGUGCCCCUGGAGAUUGUGCGUCAGAUCUACAGCGAACACAACUACUGUCGCCUCAUCCUCUAAGUGGGGAGCAUGCUCAGGCUGGAACUGUCAUAUCUAGAGCCAGGAGGGAGGACCUGGCUUCUCUUAGAAAGGAGGAAAGCUGCUCACUACAGAGGGUUCCAGGUGUCCUCACAAGUGAGCUAGAAGAUGCCUCCCAACUCCCCAUUUCUCCCACUGGGGAACAACCUUGCCAGGCCUUGGCCCCACCGUCUUCCCAAACCCCAGUACCUGAGAGAUUAGCUGAACAGCCUAAGCUGCAUCUAGAUGUUAGAACUGAGUGUGGAUCUGGUACCACUUCCUGUGAAAGGGAUGAUGAAGCGCAAGGACCCACUCUUCCCACAGAGAACGAGCUUAUUCAGACUCUAGUGGGCGAUGUUUUGGCAGAAGAAGGAACUGUCCAGGCUCUAGACAGUAAUCCUAUUUUGAAGGACCCUGUAAAUGUGACCCCCAGUUCCACCCCGGAGUCCUCAUUGGCUGAUUGCCUGCAGGAUAGACCAUUCGAUGAUGAAUCACUACUCAGUGACUCAUGCCCACCCAUGAAUACUAGUGAUACUAGACAAGAAAACUUGAAAACCGAGGUUCUUGUUUCCAGUAGUGCAGUUCCCUGGAUGCCCAUCCUGUCAAAUGAGGAGUCAGUGAAACAUCCGGAACCAGACUCCAAAGAAAGUGUACCAUCUGUUGAGCUCCGGGUCAAAAACGAAUGGGAUAAAGCUGCUUCCCUUAUACCUGCAUUGCUUGGGGGGUUGACAACUGAGAAGAAUCUAGAUCUUUCUGCCAACCUUCCUCCUCUCUGUGCAGUGCCAUCUCGAGGAGGCAUUGACAGCACUGGCAGUGUCUGUGAAAAGGUUAGAAUCAAUGGUGACUCUGAAGCACUGAGUAUUCAUAGCGAGUCCACAGACACAGCCUCUGACCUGGAAGGCAACCUCACCGAGGACAGCAGUGAGGCAGAGGCUCAUGAAGCUCCAGUGAAGAAGAAAUGCUCAGUUGUGGACAACGAUGAGAAACACAAUAGGAACCAAUCAGAUUCACUUUCCAAGAUGAAUGGUGAUCUGAGUCUGGUUACCAGGACAGACAGGAUGGUUGUUCCUCAGAGUUGGGUGUCUAGCGUAUGUGCAAUCCCCCAAAAGAUCCCAGACUCUCUGCUAUUGGGCAGUCCUGAGUAUCAGCUGAGGCCCGUGUGCCUGACCAGGCCUGGGUCCUCCAUGGAGUCCACUAACCCGUUGGUGAUGCAGUUGCUGCAGGGUAACUUGCCCCCAGAGAAGGUUCUUCCUUCAGCCUAUGGUAGCAGCAAACCAGAAUACUCACAGCUGUCCCUAAAAAAAGGUCAGAGCCAUGGCAGCUUCUUGGGGAUGGGCUCUUUGCAUGAUCCUGGAGAAGACAGUCAAGCAAUUGGCAAAAAUAGCUCCAGUUCUUUAAGAGCUUUGAAGGAGCCUCUUCUGUGUGAAAACAGUGGUGGUCUUGCAAGGCUAGAGGUCAUCCAGGCUCCAGGAGUGCCCCAAAAGAUUUCCACAACAGUCCCAAGCUUUGACUCCCAACAGCCAGUGACAAAUUUGAUGACUUCCUCUGGGAAUCGAGAAGAAAUGGAUUCCAAAGAGCAGUUCUCUUCCUUCAGUUGUGAAGAUAAGAAGGAAACCCAUGACUUGUCCCAGUGCAGUAAUUCAAAUGCUGCUCCAGGCAAAAGUCCAGGAAUGCUCACUACCUCAAGAGCCCCUUGUUUCUCAGCUCCGAAUGUGAUCUCCUUUGGUCCAGAUCAAACAGGUCAGUCCCUGAGUGAUCAGAACAAUGUUGGAAGCCAAAGGAAGAAGCUCUUUGGUUCUAGGAAUGUGGCUGCAACCCUUCAGUGCCCCAGGCCUGUGGACCUGACUCCACUGCCUGCCGAUGUCCCUCCUGUUUUUCCCAGUAGGAAGUUGGGACCAAGCAAAAACUCUGUAUGUGGUGGGGAACAGACUGCAAGAGAGGACUGGGCUCCAGAGCCACCUCCUGCCUCCAUUGGUAGCAUCAAGAAUGAGAAGACUUUUGUAGGGGGCCCACUCAAGAUGAAUGCAGAGAACAGAAAAGCUGUUGGCCAGAGUACUCUGGAGCUUACAGAUCAUUUGCAAGGGAUGCCCUUUGUUAUGGACCUGCCAUUCUGGAAAUUACCCCGAGAGCCUGGAAAAGGGCUUAGUCAGCCUCUGGAGCCUUCUUCCCUCCCCUCCCAACUCAACAUCAAGCAGGCAUUUUAUGGGAAGCUUUCUAAACUCCAUUUGAGUUCUACCAGCUUUAAUUAUUCUUCCAGCUCUCCUGCCUUUUCCAAAGGUCUUGCUGGAAGUGUGGUGCAGCUGAGCCACAAAGCAAACUUUGGUGCGAGCCACAGUGCAUCACUCUCCUUGCAAAUGUUCACUGACAGCAGCACGGUGGAAAGCAUUUCACUCCAGUGUGUGUGCAGCCUGAAAGCCAUGAUCAUGUGCCAAGGCUGUGGUGCAUUCUGUCACGAUGACUGUAUUGGACCGUCAAAGCUCUGUGUAUUGUGCCUUGUGGUGAGAUAAUAAAUCAUGGCCAUGGGAAAAAAAAAAUGUAUAUUUAGUGUGUGUAUUUUGAUAAUGGUAAUGAUCUUAAAUCUGUAUACAGAAUAUCAUUAAUAUAAUAGACUCUGUUGCUCUAGGCAAGAGCACCCUUGCCUCCAUAAAAUUACAGUGCUCAAGUCUUUCUGUUACUUAUCAACCCCUCUGGUCUUGCUAGAGGGGUUUCUUAUGGGGAGACCAAUUGGGCUGCCCAAGACUGGCCAGCUCAAACUCGUAUGCAGAAGGUCAGACCCUGGUGUGGUGCAGGGAGCCCCAGGAAACUUGAAAGAGAAGCAAGAAGGUUGUGUUCUCCACCAAGGGACCUAAUCUACCUGAACUGAGUAAAAAUGUCAGUCUUCCACUGCCCCCUCCCUACCAUCUUUUCUUCUGCUACUUUGGGGCGUUGGAUGGUUGGGCAGAAGCCAGCACAGGGUUAAAGUAAUUCCCAGCAUUGCCCACCAGGGGGCUUGAGCAGCUGCUGGCCUUAGGGUCACAGUUCAGUCAUUUGCCAGCUGUCAGAGCCAGUGUGACCUUUGGUUCUGCUGCUGAAGCAAAUUUGGAACUUUCCUGACUCAGAAUGAUCCACUGACCCACACGAUCUCUUGGAAUCUCAAAUAGAUAUACUUGGACAAUGGGAUCAGGGGAAUAGGGUUGUUUUUCCUAUUAAAAUGCCAUCUGUAGACCUUGUAAAUUAGGUGUCCAGAAGUUUGGUGUGGGUGAAUUCCUCCACUUGACACCCUUGUCACUUUGGACUCCAUGGGACUGGGCAUCUCCACGCACCUGUGUAUGUGAAAAUCAUUUUACAUUUCAAAGCAGUGUGUGUUUCUUAUUUUUAUAUUUUUAACUCUUUAUUGGAUGUAUAAAGUGAACUUUUUGGCUUCUGUAAGUAUGCUCUAUGCACCUCUGUUUUAUCAUGUAUUUAUAUGUUGUACACAAUACUGGCCGAUUCUGUAAAUGGCUAUAUUGUAUAGAGAACAUGGACGUCUCUUCCUUAUUUUACAUCUUCAAGCAUCAUUGCAUUAAAGUGGUGUGAUUUACUUAUCUACACCUGUUGUCAGAGCCACUGAGUGCUGUGCUGCCUGAUGUGAGGAUGGAAUGACUGAUUCUGAUCUGCCGGUUUGUCCUGGCUCACCAGCACUGUCACUGGGUCGACCUGCCCCAGCCUCCAUAGCUAGGGUCAACCACCUGCACUCUACUGAGUAAAUUCAUUUUGCUCCUCACAUCCCUUCUUUUCUACUCUCCCAACCUUAAAUGGCUGCUUACUGCCAUUUGUGACAAAUCUCCACCACUAGUGUUAAGUGCUUUGGGAUUCAUGGGUGAGUUCUUUGGGAAGACCCCAAAAAUGUGGGUCUUCCAGAUGUGGCUCCAGGGUUGCUGUCUCCCAGCAAUACCUGGGACCAUGCUCUCUUGGGGUCACGGGGCUCUUUUUGACUUAACUUCAGACAGCAGGUUUUGGAAAGGAACAAAGCAAUUCCUGUCUGCCCUUCUCCUUCCCAACACAUUUCUAGCAAAUAGAUGCCCUGGUAUUUGUCUUUCCUCACCCUGCUUCCUGCCUUAUUUCUUGUAUCUCGGCUUGUUGCAGAGUUGACAGUACUUGCUUAAUGUAGGUCUUCCCGUGUGAGUGCUUCUGUAUGAAGUAUAAAAUUUGUAUGACUUCAGCAAGUCUCAUUUCAUCUGAAAGUUUUUUUUUUUUUCUUCCACAUGGCAAUUUUGUCAUAUGAAGAAUGAGUGAGAAGUUGGCAAUGAUGUGGUAGUUUAAAUCCAAGAUGUCAGCUUCAGAAGUCUGUUUACCAAAGACAUGGAGCAGAGGCCCAAGCCUGUUUUAUCCUCUUCUUCCUUCUGUUGUGACCUAAGGAGCCAUGCUAGGGUACAGUUUGAAACUGGUCUGGUCCAUGGGGCUACCCAGAGAAAGCACUGCUGUUUUAUGUCUCUUGUAUUGGAAAAAUAAACCUGUACAACCUGCA